Eriocheir sinensis (Chinese mitten crab) is the source of this 1160-nucleotide messenger RNA. RefSeq names its product zinc finger protein 157-like. Bases 1 to 1083 code for a protein of 360 amino acids. Gene Ontology annotation, cellular component: nucleus. NCBI's taxonomy places the organism in Eukaryota, Metazoa, Arthropoda, Malacostraca, Decapoda, Varunidae. The record is from RefSeq and is a predicted model, not a curated record. Gene Ontology annotation, biological process: regulation of transcription by RNA polymerase II. Gene Ontology annotation, molecular function: DNA-binding transcription activator activity, RNA polymerase II-specific; RNA polymerase II cis-regulatory region sequence-specific DNA binding. The transcript has 2 exons.
AUGAGUGCCCAGAGUGUGGCCAAAGACUCCCUGGGAAGGGCGGCCUCUACAAUUACACCCACACACUCUGAUGGAAAAACUCAUGAGUGCCAAGAGUGUGGCAAAAAGCUCAGCCUGAAGAGUUCCCUCAACAAACACACCCUAACACACACUGGUGAAAGACCUCAUGAAUGCCAAGAGUGUGGCAAAAAGUUCACUACAAAACAGAGCCUCAACAAACACACCCUUACACACACUGGUGAGAGACCUCAUGAAUGCCAAGAGUGUGGCAAAAAGUUCAGAGAAAAGAGUGCCCUCAACAUACACACCCUUACACACACUGGUGAAAGACCUCAUGAAUGCCAAGAGUGUGGCAAAAAGUUCACUACAAAACAGAGCCUCAACACACACACCCUUACACACACUGGUGAAAGACCUCAUGAAUGCCAAGUGUGUGGCAAAAAGUUCAGAGAAAAGAGUUCCCUCAACAAACACACCUUUACACACACUGGUGAAAGUCCUCAUGAAUGCCAAGAGUGUGGCAAAAAGUUCAGUACAAACCAGGGCCUCAACACACACACUCUUACACACACUGGUGAAAGACCUCAUGAAUGCCAAGAGUGUGGCAAAAAGUUCAGCCAGAAGAUUCAGCUUAACAUACACACCCUUACACACACUGGUGAAAGACCUCAUGAAUGCCGUGAGUGUGGCAAAAAGUUCAGUAUGAAGCAGAGCCUCAACAAACACACCCUAACACACACUGGUGAAAGACCUCAUGAAUGCCGUGAGUGUGGCAAAAAGUUCAGUACGAAGCAGAGCCUCAACACACACACCCUAACACACACUGGUGAAAGACCUCAUGAAUGCCGUGAGUGUGGCAAAAAGUUCAGUAUGAAGCAGAGCCUCAACAAACACACCCUAACACACACUGGUGAAAGACCUCAUGAAUGCCCAGAGUGUGACAAAAGGUUCAGUACUGUGUCUUAUUUGAACGAGCACAUCUUCCGACACUCUGGCCUGAGAGAGUUCAAGUGUGAUGUUUGUGGGAAACAUUUCAAGUUGAAGAAUGAUAUUGCCAAACACAUGAAGAUCCACUUCCGCUGAGGUGUUGUGUUGUGCUGCUGUGUGUGGUGGUGGAGGGAAGUGUAGCACAGAGAACAACAAAUAAAUAGUACAAUCUU